AUGCUGACGUAUUUGACCUACAGUGUUCCCAAGUUCUUCAGAUGGCUCUCGGAGCGUUAUCCGGCCAUCUCGCAAGUAAUUGCGGAAAAUCGGAUUCCAGAAUUCGACUGCCUCUAUCUUGACAUGAAUGGUAUCAUCCAUAACUGUACACACAAAGAUGCUGGCGAGGAUACCACCUUCCGACUCAGCGAAGAAGAAAUGUUUAUUCGCAUAUUCAACUACAUCGAACAUCUGUUUGGAAAAAUAAAGCCUAAGAAGCUUUUCUUCAUGGCAAUUGAUGGAGUUGCUCCUCGUGCCAAGAUGAAUCAGCAGCGUGCUAGACGUUUCCGAACGGCUUUGGAUGUCGAGAAAGCUCGCGACAAGGCGAUCCGUGAGGGAGUAGAGCUCCCAAAAGAAGAGCCUUUUGACAGCAAUUGCAUCACACCAGGCACCGAAUUCAUGGCGAAGCUGUCACAACAACUCCGAUACUUUGUAAACAAAAAGAUUUCGGAAGAUACCGAUUGGCAGGGAUGUGACGUUGUUCUAUCUGGGCAUGAAGUUCCAGGUGAAGGAGAGCAUAAGAUUAUGGAGUACAUCCGAAACGCAAAGGCACAGCCAAACUACGACCCAAAUGUCCGACACUGCCUUUACGGUCUUGAUGCCGACUUGAUUAUGCUUGGACUGCUAAGCCACGAUCCUCAUUUCUGCCUACUGCGUGAAGAAGUUACGUUUGGACGAGCCUCCAAGACCAAGUCAAAGGAACUUGAACAUCAAAACUUCUAUCUGCUCCAUCUCUGUAUUGUGAGGGAAUACCUGGAAAUGGAAUUUCAGGAGCUUCAGAAUAAAGGUGCUUUAAAGUUCCAAUUCGAUCUCGAAAGAGUCAUUGACGACUUCAUCUUGAUGGCAUUUUUCGUUGGAAACGACUUUUUACCAAACCUUCCUGGAUUGCAUAUUAACGAAGGCGCUCUGGCGAACAUGUUCAGAAUCUACAAGUCUGUCCUUCCACAGUGUGAAGGCUACAUCAACGAGAACGGUGUUAUUCACCUAGACCGUUUGCAACGUCUGCUCGACGAGCUCAGCAAGACAGAGCUGGAUAACUUCGAAUAUGAAGUAUCUGAUCAACAGUGGUUUGCAUCCAAACAAAUGGAGAAUAAACUUGAACAGAAAAAUGGAGCCAAGCCGAGAUCGAAAAAGAAUAAUCAACUAAUCAUGACUUCGUUUCAGAGAGAUUUAUGGAAACAAAAGAUUCGUCCUUUCAUCUCAAACAGAUCCCAGCAGCCACUGGACUUGGGAUCAGAUCUCAAGGCUGCGGAUCGAAAGUUUGCUCAAGAUCUUGCAGAGUCCAUGCACUUGCAGUGGUCUACCAAGGAAGACGAAGAGGGCAAUCGUCGCCUUGUAAUCGCAUUUCCCCCUAAGAAGGAAACCAGCGACGGCGAGGACGAUGACGAAGAGGAAGGAAACCUCGCAGCUUAUCGUGUCAUGAAGUCCUAUGACAAGGCGACCAUUGCUGAUGUUUCCCCCGAGGAUGCUCAGAAGCAAUAUGAAGAGCUAUACCAGCAAAAAUAUCAAGGCUGGAAGACCAAAUACUAUCUGCAAAAGUUUGAAGAAUGGCCUCAGGACAAGUAUGAGGAAGAACAAAAGAGGCUCUGCGAAAAUUAUGGCCUCGGUGCCGACCUGAACUUCAAGCUAGGUCAGCCCUUUAAGCCCAACGAACAACUCAUGGGCGUGUUACCAGACCGAAGCAAGAAAAUUGUGCCAGCAGUUUACCACGACCUGAUGACCAAUGCAAACUCUCCCAUCAUUGACUUCUAUCCGCGAGAUUUCGAAUUGGAUAUGAACGGCAAGAAGAUGGAGUGGGAAGCAGUGGUCAAGAUCCCAUUCAUUGACGAGGCGCGACUUCUCGCUGCCAUGGCGCCCCAAAAUGAGCUUCUUAGUGACGAUCAAAAAGCACGAAACGGCUUUGGGGUUCCCCUCAAAUUCACAUACUCUCCCGAAGUCAACUUUACUUAUCCUUCUCCACUUCCUGGAGUUUUCCCAGAGAUACAGUAUUGUCAUUGCAUUGAGAAUAUCUUUGAUUUGCCAAAUAUUGAGGGACUCGAAUAUGUCUCUGGGUUGACGAAUGGAGCUCUGGUGAAUAUAAAGGCUCUUGCUGGAUUCCCGACGCUACACACAUUGCCACAUACGGCACAGCUAGUUGAAGGAUAUGGAGUCAAUGUUUUCCAGCAAGACAGCAGAAAUCCAAGUGUCAUCGUGACUCUUACCGAUACGGAGAUGCGGACAAAGGUUGAAACAUGGAAAAAGAAGCUGGGGCAGCGCUGCUUCGUUGGCUAUCCAUUCAUUCAAGAAGCCAGAGUUAUCAAGGUACAGGAUGAGCUGUUUACCUACGAGCUGGCUGAAGAUGAAGAAACUGUUGUUACCAAAGAUCAUGACAACAGAGCAGCUUCCGAUUAUGCAAAGGAGGCCGAAUUUUUAGAGAACUGGCAUGCCAAACGCCUGGGAAUCACGGUUGGCCAGGUUGAAUGCCUUGUUCAUGUUCAUAUGCUCAAGGGUCUCAUCAAAACGGAAGACGGUGCUUUAAUCAAGGAGUACGCUGAAAACCCCAGCUUGCGCAAGGUCUACGCGUCCCAAACUAUUGUGGAAGAAGUAGUCAACGAAGACGAACGUUUCAUCGAGAGACCAGCGCUACCGAUUGAAGAAGAGUUCCCUCAGGGCACACGAGCCUUCUUUUUGGGAGAAUUCGCAUACGGUCGCCCCCUAGAGGUGACUGGGCAUGUUAACGGCAAGGCGAAUAUUAUGGUCUUGGUUCCCAAGAAUAAGGAGCCAGAAAUUACCAAGAAGAUCAUUUUCCAAGCGGAACGCUCCAACCCGUAUACACCAUCCUUCGCAAUCGCCAAACAGCUAGGCGUCCACCCUCUCAUCCUGAGCAAAAUAACGUCAUCUUACCAAGUUAUUAGUGCUGCCGGUCUGAAGCUAAACUUGGGCCUCAAUUUGAAAUUCGAGGGCCGAAAGCUCAAGGUCCUAGGAUACUCACGCAAAUCGGAGACGGGAUGGGAGUUCUCUGGUCUGGCUGUGAAGCUUAUUGCUGAUUACAUGGUUGCAUUCCCCGACUUCUUUGCGGCGAUUCAGAGAGAGCCGCAAAGAAGCGAGAUUUCUGAGAGUGACCUGUGGAGCGACCUAAGCGUUGCUUCGCAGCGGAUCAAAGACAUAGUAGCGUGGCUAAAGAAACAAGAGACGAGCAAAUUUGAGCGAGUCCCCCUUGACGCUGAGCAGCUCGAUUCGGGAAUUGUCAUGGCUCUUGCUACGGCUGGAGAACAGCUGCAUCAAGCGAGCAUGGAGGCGACUGCCAAGACGCUCAACUCUGUGCCUCGUACAGCUUUGUUGAAACCGGCAGAUGCGGAGAUGGUGCUAGGCAACCAAACGUUCAAGUUAGGAGAUCGGGUUACUUUCAUUGCCGCUGCCGGCAAGGUCCCACUUGGAACUCGGGGAACUGUUGCCGGUAUCUCUCGCACGGCAACUGCUAUUCUCUUGGACGUCGUGUGGGACACCUCCUUCAUGAGUGGCACGACUCUCGGCGAGAGAGCCCCAAUGUUCCGUGGGCAGACUGUUUCAUCAUCGACGGUGCUGAAUAUUACAAAUUGGCAAGUCGUCUCUGCAUCAUCAAAAUCGCGACAGAGGAAAUCUGUUCCAGCCACGGGAUCGGUCGGAUCAUACGGCUCAGUCGGUGUUACACAGUACAAGGACGCCCCAGCUCCUCCUGCCCUCCGAGGCGGAUGGCGUGGAGCUGCUACGGGCGAUUCAGCUUCAUCAGGCCGUGGGCGGAACAGCCCUGGUCGCGGCGCUCGAGGAGGCAAGCCAAAUCUAUUGCACAGCGGACUUGUUUAUCGGCCGGGCCAACAAGGGGGUAACCCAAGCGGCGACAAUGCGAACAAUGGAAAUCACGCUCCCAAUGGAAACGUCAAUGGAAGAGGAGGAAGUGGCAGAGGCCAAGGGCGUGGUCGAGGCAAUGGCGGCAACAGAGGCUCGCUUGCUCCUCAGACUGGACCUGGACGAGAUCAACCAGCCCUCUAUGGCAACGUGCCGCCUCCCGCAAACCUUGAGACAUCGCGAGGCGGCCGUGGUCGUGGUCGAGGAGGAAGGGGACGUGGUGGACCCACUCCCAAUCGUGGCCGUAGCGGUGCUGCCGCUCAGCAAGCAUAGGAGCUUGCGUCUAUUGAUAUUCCAGUGGGUGCAGAGCCGGUGGAGGUUGCGGAGCGUUGGAAUACCCUGUGAUUGGCUUAUGUACCUAGCUACGACGGCAAAUGUUCAUAUUGCGGCCACAUGCGGCGUGCCAUUACGGGGGUAGCUGUUUAUCUAGCUGUAGUAGAGUCUUGUGCCAUUGUAGUAUGCCAACGAAUAAAAGAAAAGGAGUAAACCUCGAA
This is a messenger RNA of Trichoderma atroviride IMI 206040, 4397 nucleotides long. The record is from RefSeq and is a predicted model, not a curated record. NCBI's taxonomy places the organism in Eukaryota, Fungi, Ascomycota, Sordariomycetes, Hypocreales, Hypocreaceae.